Molecule: messenger RNA, 900 nt
Organism: Mangifera indica (mango)
Lineage: Eukaryota; Viridiplantae; Streptophyta; Magnoliopsida; Sapindales; Anacardiaceae
Product: pentatricopeptide repeat-containing protein At1g62914, mitochondrial-like
Exons: 1
Coding region: 1-900 (299 amino acids)
Molecular function (GO): protein binding
Source: RefSeq, a predicted model, not a curated record
AUGGUCACUGUUGGUUGUAGGCCUGAUGUUAUCACUUGCAACAUUUUGAUUGAUGGAUUGUGUAAAACAGGAAAGAUAAAUGUUGCCAUUAAGUUGCACGAAGAAGUGGCUCAGGGGAAUGAAGAAUCUGGUGUUUUUUGUAAGCCAAACGUUGUUACUUAUACUACUAUAAUUGAUGGUCUAUGUAAGGCUGGAUUAGUUAAGAAGGCAAGAGAAUUUUAUUUGGAAAUGAAGGGUUCAGGAAUUAGUCCAAAUGAAGUGACUUAUACCACUCUAAUUCAUUGUUUGUUUUCUGUGUGUGAUUGGGAGAAUGGUAAAAGUUUAUUUAUUGCAAUGAUGGAUCAAGGUGUGCAGCCUUCCGCGGUGACUUAUAAUGUGAUAAUAGAUGAACUUUGCAAGCAGGGGAAAUUGGAUGAAGCAAAUAGGUUGUUGGAACUGAUGAUUCAAAGAGGUGUGAAUCCCAGCAUUUGUACUUACAACAUUUUAAUGAAUGGUUAUUGCAUGGCUGGUAGAAUUGGUGAUGCAAGGGAGUUGUUUGAUUCUAUAACUAGAAAGGGGUAUAGACCUGAUGUUGUUUGCUACAGUAUUUUCAUCAAUUGGUAUUGCAAGAAUAAAAAAGUCAACAAAGCUCUUACUCUUCAUCAAGAGAUGAUUUCAAAAGGAAUUAGGCCUAAUAUGAUUACUUAUAGCAGCCUGUUGCGUGGCCUUUUUCUUAAAGCUGAGGUAAAACAGGCACGGAAAUUACUUGAUGAGAUGCAACUUAAUGGUGUUUUACCUGAUUCUUGGACAUAUAGCAUUUUCAUUGAUGGACUUUGCAAGAAUGGAUAUGUUUUAGAAGCAGUGGAAAUGUUUAAUUCUCUAGUAACUAACAAGUCUGCACUUUGCACUAGGGGUGUCUAA